GAGUUUAAACUUAUUGGACCCCAUCAUAAAGAUGAAGUGUAUCAGUCUGACUCUGCGGUCACUCUCUCCUGUCAUCUGUCUCCUGGAAUCAGUGCUGUUGCCAUGGAGAUCAGGUGGUUUAAGGGGACGGACUGUGUUUGUCUCUAUAAGAACAGGCAGGUGACAGGGGAGGGGCUACGAGGGCAGAGUGAGUCUGUUCACUCAGGAGCUGCAGAGAGGAAACGUCUCCUUACAGAUCAGAGACUGUAGAUGGUCUGAUUUAGGAGAUUAUCUGUGUCGGGUCACCAAUGGAGACACAACAGAGGAGUGUACAGUGGACUUAGGACUACCACUGAGACACGAAGGCCCACGUCUAGAACCAGAGAUAGAGACGACUCAAUUUCCUAAAGUCUGUGUUUAUCAGACAGACAGAAAAUGGACAAAAGAGGAGAGACUGAGAAUGGAGCAAUCUGCUCGGUGGACUGAGAAGGCCGUUUCUGGAGUUAGUGUGAGUUCUUUUGAUUCCUUGGUAAAAGAUUGUAGCACAGCAUCUGCACAGCACCCUUACAAUGAACAUGUGACUGCAUUGGUGCCAGUUAAGUAGUCCAAAGGGGCCAGUUGGCGAUCUUGUUAUAAAAUGAUGCUAAAACUUAUAUCACUUGAUUAUAUGCUAUCACAAUAUUGUAUUUAAAAAAACUACAUAUAUAGAAUGAAAAUACAUGUAGAGUUAUGAACAGGAUACAUUUUAUUUGAAAAAAAACUUCAGUAGUGUCACUGCACAAUCCCAUAGCAGACUUCAUUCACUACUGACAUCCUGUUUUUUUCACAUUUAGUAUUCCUCAUGUCUUUGAUUUUUCCUACAUCAUAACUGGCAACAUGCAUCAGCGAUGCAUAUUGUUAUAUAACUGUAGAUACUAUAAAUUAUGAUUAGCCUUUAUUUUUCUAAAUACUACCACUAUGUUAAUACUAAUUGGGCUGCUUUUGCGGUAUGCUUUGGGUCAUAGUCCAUCUGCAUCUGCCUCCACCAUGCUUGACAGAUGACAUGGUAUGCUAUGGAUCAUUAUCAGUUCCUUUUUGUUGUGUAUAUUCUUAUUUUCUCAUCAUUCUGGUACAAGUGGGUAUUUGUCUCAGUGUCUUUUACGAUGUUGUUCCAGAACGGUGCUUUUUUUAGUUCUUUGGCAACCCCUAAUGAGAUCAUCCUGUUUUUGUGGCUUACCAAGGUUUACAUGCUGGAGUAAAUCCUUUGUAUUUUCUCCAGUGAAGUCUUUUCUUGAUUUCGACACAGAUACACCCACCUCCUGGAGGGUGUUUUCAAUCUGGCCAACUGUUGUGAAGUUUUUCUUCAACAAGGAUAGAAUUCUUCUGUUAUUCACAUCUGUGAUCUUCUAGGUCUUUUGAUGCUUCUGAGCUCAUCAGUGCAUUCUUCCUUUACCAAAUAGUUGAUUUGGGCGCACUUAACGUUAUUGCUAUCUCUCUGUGAUUUGUCAGCCUUGUAAUGGCUUGUUUCUUUAGCAUUGACAACUCUGUUGAAAUUCAUAUUAAGAGUUAACACACAGGGGAUACACACCUGGCCAUGGAACAGCUGAUCAGCCAACUGUCCAAAUACCUCUGGGCCCCUAAAAUGGGUGGUAUUGUAUGUAUGGAAAUAUUGUCAUUUCUGCACAGCUCAUAUUCUUUGUUCAAUGUCAACUCCAGUAAGCUGCCAGACAGCUAAAAUAACAAUAACUUUGUUGACAUCCAAAUAUUUAUGGACCGUGAAAUGUUCUGCACGUUAAUUUUAGAGUACUAGUUCUCUAGCAUUUAUUCACAGGGUUAUUCUGCUAAGGACUCUUAUUGUGGAAGCGGAGCUAGUCUUUGGCAGGGGACAUGUGUUAGAGCAGACAGAGACAGCCAGCAUAGAUAAUUUGAGGAUGUCAGAGAAAGUGGAAGGCGGCUGAGAGGAGUGUCACCGCUGUUGUCGUCACCUCCAGCGACACCAGAUUUGACACUCUGGCUGUUUGUUCAUUGCUGUGACCAGUGUGCGGGAAAGGAUGGACCAUCGCAGCAGUCACAUGCCCAGCUUCAGUCUCUCCACUCUAGAACUCCAAUGAAGAGGACACCACAGAGUUGGUGUUUGGCUGCCUGCCUGGACCAGGCAAUAGAGAUGACACCACAGCCAAGGGAGUCCCCCAGCCCAGCUCGCCCCAGAAGAGAAUCCAGUUCAGUUCAAAACCUUUUGGAUGAGGACUUUUGUAAGGAGUGGGUAGUUUAGUGAGUUCGGGAAAUGUUCUGCUUGUUAAUUGUAGAGUGUUAGUUCUCUAGCAUUUGUUCAUGGGAUUAUUCUGCUAAAAACUGGAGCUAGUUUUCACUGGGGGACAUGUGUCAAAGUAGACAGGAACUGGGAUCAGUCUAGAGCUGUGGCCCACAACAGCUGAUAAUAAAGCACUAUUUAUGCAGAAAGCUGUGUCUCUUUUAAAAGCACUGAAUGCUACAAUAUUUGUGAUUCGUUUUGUUCUGCACUUCCACAGUUGUCCACAGCAGCUGCUGAAAAAUUCCUUCCUGAAAUGGUUGAAAACACCUCAAAGACUAAGAACAAUAACUUGUUCAGUUUCAGUGCAGGUUCACCAACCUUGUGUUUGAGAUGGAGGGCGAAGGGGAGGUGCUGUACAGAAUAGACUCCUGGGACCCCCGUUUCUUGGAUGGUUUAGGCCAGAUGCAGCCUGCAGGACCUCUAUACAGUAUUGACUGCUUUGAAGGUUCACUGAGUCAUCUGCACCUCCCACACUGUGAGAUACAAUAUGAGGAAAACCAGGUUGAGCUUGUGGUGGCACAUUUCACUGGUGAUAAUACAGAGAUCAUACAGCCACUGAACGUGACAAACACACAUGUUAUUAUUAACAUCCAAGGCCUUUCCCUCUUUGGACUUCUAAAGAAAAUGAUUUUAUAUCCCAGUCCCAUAAACGCCCAAGUGCUGCUCUUCUAUAAAGAAAUGAUGGGCAAGCAAAAAAGGAAAACACUAUACAUUCAUUUACUGCCAGAGAAUGUUCCAGUGAAAGAGGUGGAGCAAAAGCAUAAAGGUGUCUCAUAUUUUGAGACCAGCUCUGCAUGUGAACUCAUCCCUGGGAAAAGAUACAGACCACGCUGUGACCCCUAUGUUUCUGAACCGAGGGUUGCCAAAUUUAAGUGUGACUAUGGCCCAAACUAUCACCCCACGUUUGUGGUGUUUCUUCAGGUUGAGGAGGUUACAGUAAGUCUUUUGGAUAAGCACGGCAUGGAGGUGUGGGAACCACAUCAGAUCCUUCUAACAACUGAAAAAACUGAUGCAGUGGCCAUGAGGGUGAACAUUCUUCAUUCUAGGGUGGCACUGGCCACCCAUGGCCACUUCUGGCCACACUUCGUCUACACCUCUGGUCACAGUACAGAGACGAGCCCACCUACAGCAGAAGGAGGAGCUGCAUUUGUGGAUGAACACAGAAUAGAGCUCAUUCAGAGAGUUUCCUCAGUGAUGGAGAUGGUGGACUGUUUACACAGUAAAAACAUGAUCACUGCUGAAAUGUACAGCAACAUACAAACUGCAGCACCAUCUCAGAAACAAAUGAGGAUCUUGUACAGAGUUCUUGACUCAGGAGGAAAAGCUGUGAAAGCAGAAUUCUAUAAAGUUCUUAAACAGAAGCAGCCUUUCUUAGUGGAUGAACUGGAAUCUGGACCCAGCAGGUCUUAGUGGACCUUUAGAAGCGACAGUUUCCCAUUUGGGGCUGUAAACAAACACUCCACCACUAAGCAUUCCACCACUUCAAGGAAUAGUUCAGCAAAAAAUCAGAUUUACAGUUUUUGCCCUUAUCCCCAAAUGGAGUAGAUCAGCCAAGACGUUUUGGCUUCAUUUUUUUUGGCUUCUUAGUUUUGAACCAGAGCUACGAGGAUAAUGUUACUAAGUCACACUAGAAGUAAAUAUUCCUUCAAACCUUUUCCACAAAUACGUGCAUUAAGGUCUUAAUUAAGGUUACACAGACAAAUUGAUGUGGUUUAGAACAGAGUAUGAUUUACUAUGAACUAUAAAAAUGAAAAAACUUCUCUGUGUAGCUAAAAGAAGGUGCAGCCAUUUAGGACAACCGGAAUCAUUUAUUUCCUGAGUGCAGUUUGGUAUCUUUCCACACAAGAUGACCAAAGACAGGGCAGGAAUUCACAACACAGACAUGCUAAAGGGUAACAUAGAAGCUAAGAGAGUCAGAAAAUCAGUACAAUGUCUGAUUACAAAUUUGAGGGCAGUAUUUUUCUGCACAAAUGAGCCUCAACCGUACAUGUUUGAACCUGAAUAUACACAGAAUAGUACAGCAGCACCAUUUAAGGUGGAAUGGAAAAUUUGAAUAAGAAGCUUCAAUGGUUGUAAAAAUACUAAUUUCACUUAUUAGUAGUUCAUUUUAUGGUUACAUUUUUUUAACCAAUUUCUUGUGUUUAAUUCAAAACUGUUACCACGAAGAGUAGGAAGCCGAUUUCAGCCAACUUUAGAUACAUAUAGCAUGAAAGUGAGCACAAUGACCUUGCACUGCAAAAAUGAUAUAGUAGCAAGUAAAAUGAUCUUAAAUCAAGUCUGUAUAUCUGAUAUUCUCAGUUUGAGACUGUUCUAAACUUACUAUAAGAUUAUUUAACUUAUUCCUAGACAUUUUAAUAGCCAAUAAAGUGAAAUAACUUGACUUAAUAAAAUCACUAAAUGAGUUUAAAAUGUCUAGAAACAAGUUAAAUAAUUUUAUUUUAUGUAUACAACAAUCCCAUAAUGAGAAAUAUCAGAUAUGUCGACUAGCUUUAACAAAAAUACGCCUGCUAAGAUAUUUUUUGCAGUGUGGAUUCACUUCUUUGAGGUGUCAUCUAUAAAAAUGUUGCUGGUACUGUUGUAGAUGUUAGAAUAUCCUGCUGGAGACUCCAUCACCUCCCACACACUGAGAUGUUACACAGAGACUUUACUGAAUGUAAUGUACCAGACCAUCAGACUAGAUCUCAUUGUUCCGUUUAGCAACAGAAAAAAA
Messenger RNA from Colossoma macropomum (tambaqui), 4979 nucleotides. Its product is annotated as NACHT, LRR and PYD domains-containing protein 1b allele 5-like. The record is from RefSeq and is a predicted model, not a curated record. Bases 2600 to 3679 code for a protein of 359 amino acids. The transcript has 13 exons. Gene Ontology annotation, biological process: innate immune response; inflammatory response; regulation of apoptotic process. Lineage: Eukaryota; Metazoa; Chordata; Actinopteri; Characiformes; Serrasalmidae.